CGAAAAAAUAAAAACAAAAAUUUCACUUCAAAAUAUAGUUGGAAAAAAUCGAUUUCGCUGCAUUGAAAUUGCAGAUUUUGUGAAAGAUUUGUGCCUCCUUGGAUGGCUGGCCUUCAAGACGAACAAAACCACACAAAUAUGGCUACGGAAAGCGACGACGAAGUAGAAAAAAUUAGCCUUGGAGUUCGGACGAAAUUUCAAGUCUGCCUCAAUGGCGCCCAUAAUUUGGACUGCGGUAAGAACGAAGGGAAAGUUACGAAGCAUUUUCGGCCUGUGAAUAACGAACAGGGGCCUAAGAACUUGGGCGUCAAGCCGUAUUUUGGCUCGGGAAGGCAUGGGAAGUGUGGCAACGCUGUGAAUAAGUCUGUUCCUGAUGGCAAAAUGACACUGAUUGUCGAUGAUACUCGUUUUGUUGUUGAGAGGAAUAAAUUUGAUUCACGACCUAAUACAAUGUUGGCUAGGUAUGUAUCGAAUCUAGCGCACAGCUGCACAAUAACAGUGAUGCAACUACCAGAAAAAUAUGAGCAAAACUAUUUACUUCUACUUCAAUGAAGUUGAAGGGCGUUUGCUUGAGACGCAGAAAUUUUGCUAAUAUAUUUUUCAGUCUGUGUCUGUCAAUUUGCAGCUGUCUUCUUAUCAUGGCCCUGACUGGAAUGUUUGGAAAUUGCGUGCCGGAGAUUUUGAAAAUUUAAUAGUAAAUAUAUAGAAAGCAUCAAAAUUGUGCGGCCGAUAUCUCCGCCGUGCGAUACAAUGGCACCAGUGCUGUAAGUAACUUCGUUACAAGUAACGAAAUUACAAGUAAUCGUUACUUUUUGAGUAACGGUAACUAGUUACUUUUAAAAAUAAGGUAACUGUAACGAGUUACAUUUUGGCCUAAAAUGAAACGAUAACACGUUACUUUUAUAGCCGACGUUUACGUUACUUUUUUCGUUACAUUCUUGCGGUUAAAACUUACAAUUCACCUCUCAGUUCUCGAAAUUCUCCUCACGGUUUUCUACGACAACGCAUGGUUCAGUGCUUAACACAUCUGAGAGAUCCAUUAGUGGUAAGGUUACAUAACGUUUACAAAUAAUUAACGUCAUCUGCUGACCACUAAUCAUUAAGUUGAAAGAAACUGGGUUUUUUCAUAAUUGAAGUAACUUGUAACUAGUUACAAAAAUAUUGAAGUAAUUUUGUAACGGCAACUAGUUACAUUUUUUUAAGUGUAACUUUUACCAGUAACUAGUUCCUUUUUUGGGAAUGUAACUGUAACUGUAACUAGUUCCAAAAAAUGAGUAACUUUUACAGCACUGAAUGUACUACAAUUAGUGUACGUAAUAGGAUGGUUUGACUGCAAUUUGGAUAGGACAUGCACGAGUUAGCUUUUCAAAGAGUAUCAAAAUAGCAUGACCCAAAGGACAAGUGCUAUUCAAGGUCUUUGAAAAAUUCACAAAGCAAUCUGUGACCGUUAUUUGAGGACUGCCUUAAGCUUAUUGGUUGAUUUUAGAUCUCGUUUUUUCCACCAAUCAGAUCAGUUUGUUACAGAUUUUUGCAUCGCUGUUUGAGAUUGCACUGAAAUCAACCAAUCACAGCCGAGUAAUAAUUUUACGUAUAUUAUUAGAUAGUAUACAAUGGGUCAUUCCAGAAAACAUCCAUACCACCCUCACAGAGGAAAUAUGAAGUUAACCCCCCUACCCCCUUCGGAUGUCCUAAUACAUUUACUAUUAUCAGAAACAAUUUUUUCUCCCCUCCCCCUCCGGACGGCAGAAAUUUCCUCCGUGGAGGGAGUAUGGAUCUUUUCUGGAACGACCCAAUAAUAAAAAAUAGAAAUAUUUUCUGGGGGACCAUGCCCCCGGAUGGCCCCCCCCCAAUUGUUUGAGGCUGCCUACCCCCUGCACACAACUGAGCAUUUUUAUCAUUUACAGAAUGUUCUCUCCAUCGACAGACUACGGUCAGAAGAACGACAAAGGGGAGUUUGUUGUUGCCCAAGGAGUAUCAUCGAAUGUCUUCAAAUCAAUUCUGGUAAGAAAUAUCCCCCUUGGAACUGUUAGAGUUAGGGCCUGAAAUUUACUUUUCAAAAUGAUUUUAGUGGGGAAGAUAUUAGCAGACCCCAAACUGAGCAUGCUCUAACUAAUUUAAAAAUGAAAAUUAAAGCCCAGCAAAUGACUUUCAGACAAGACAUAACAAAAAUAUAAAAUUUAUUGGCUAACGUUUCGUUGUAUUGUUCACAACAUCUUCAGAGCGAUUAAACUUAUUUACAAGUGUGUAUUAUAUAUAUACAAAUUUUUAAAUGGUUACAUUAUUCAAAUAAGCGAAUAAGAGGAAGGGAAAUUUUCAUUUUCAUUUUAUUUUUCAUUUUUGUUAUGUCUUGUCUGAAAGUCAUUUGCUGGGCUUUAAUUUUCAUUUUUAAAUUAGGCCAAAAAAAAUAUGUGGGUUUCCAGUUUCUUCUUAUAAAAACUUAGGUAGGGUAGGUCGGUUUUAAGUUGUUUUUUUAAAACUUUUUUUUAAAUUUUCCUAACAACCGGACGUCAUUUUGUUUAGUCAGUGCUUCCACAUCCAAAGAUAUAUUUCCCUAAUAUUGCCUCAAAUUUCAAUUUUCCACAAACUUUUUCCUCUAAGUGGAAACACUUACAAGCAUGACCCAAUAAAAAAGUUUAGGGUCGGGAUUUCGACAUCCAAAAGCUAGGUAGGGUCAGGAAACCGGAAACCCACAUAUUUUUUUUUGGCCCUAUGCUUUCCACCCGGUGUAUCAAUCGCUGCUGUUUUAACCAUGCUCUGCAUAAAGUUUUUGCAAAUUUUGCGGAAUUUGCAAACGUUUUCGAACUGUGCAGUUUUUUUAUACACCCUGUAUAUUUUUGUGUGUUGAUGUUAUAUACUCACAUUACUCAGGUGAAUAACGGGCUCGAAUUUUAUCGCGGCAAUUGCCGUAGAGGGAGAACAAAAUGCUGUGGAUCAUUGUGGCAACGAUGGCAAUUUUUUGCCGUAUAGUGCAAUUUUUUUACUAUUCACUGUGCAUUACUACUUUGAUACUUGAAUUCAGAUGUUGAUCAAAUCAUGCGUAAAUCACUGUUUUAGUCUCAGUUUUCUUUGAAAAAAAAACACCAAAGAAAUAUGUAGACAUGUUUCUAGCUUGUCAAAAAUCCAAAGUAACAGUAAAAUUAAAGUUUUAUUACAGUAAUUUGGAAAAUGCCAUGGAAACUGCCCCAAUUGCCAUAGACAGCUGUUACGUUCUACGGCAAUUUUUAACACGAUUGCCGUCGAUUGAUUUCAGGGAAAUUCAUGGCCUUGGUGAAUAUGAUGUUUGUGAUGUUACUCUGAGUGUAUAUCCACACCGGGCAGGCUGAAAAGUUUGCCUGACCAGCUUGUGGUGUGGAUGCGCACUCAGAGUAACAUCACAAACAUCAUAUAUUCACCUGAGUACAUAACAACAACACACACAAAAAUGUCUUAGAAUACAGUACAUUGAUAUCGAUCGAACUAGCUCAGUUCCGAAAUCUCACCAACUCGAACCGACUUGACCUCAUACAGUAGCUCAGCAGGGCUUUCAAAAUAAGCUGGCGGCUGCCGGAGCUCCGGCGGGUGCCACAAGGUUCACCGCCGGUUACUUUGUUUAGUACUUGAGUGAUCAAUUCUGCUCUCCUUUCUCGAACUCUAAGCUUUCAAACAAAGUUAUUUUUCCCAAAGGUCGCGGGUUUGAUUCCCACCGUGGUCAGGCAAACUUUUCAGCUUGCCCGGUGUGGAUGCACACUGAGAGUAACAUCACAAACCCUGUAUAUAUUGUAUUUGUAUGUAUAUAUUUUGUAUUUAGGAUUAUUACAGUGUUGGUAUAAUUCACUGUCCACCAACUGUACCCAUUCAAGAACUGAGAGAAGCUUGCGACUACUUGCUUAUUCCGUUCAACGCUACAGUCAUCAAGUGUCAUAACUUAAGUAAGUGGUAUUUUGACACCAAAUGAAAUGCUGAUCAAUUCUUAUAUACCUCGUACCCACUGAACAAUUCAACAUUACGUUUUUUUCUUUAGGGGAUUUACUUCAUGAGUUUUCAAAUGACGGAGCCAGAGAACAGUUUAGAAAAUAUUUGGAAAUAGAUAUUGUUCCUCUCAUGGUACAAGCUGCUAAGGUAUUGGAAAUAUUUCAUUUCUCUGGGUACUUCCAUUUCCUCGUGUGGUAACACUGGAUUAAUAAAAGAUGACUCUUACUGGGCCUCUAGAGAAAACAGUUUAGAACUGAUGGAGCUAUCCAGUUAAAUAAUGUUAGUUUAGUUUAGGUUUCCUCCUGUAGUAACACUGGAUCAAUAAGAGAUGAUCCUUACUAGACCUCUAGGGAGAACAGUUUAUAACUGACAGAGCUAUCCAGUAUAAAUAAAGUUAGUUUAGUUCAGGUUUCCGCCUGUAGUAACACUGGAUCAAUAAGAGACGAUCCUUACUGGACCUCUAGGAAGAACAGUUUAGAACUGAUAGAGCUAUCCAGUAUAAAUGAAGUUAAUGUAGUUUAUUUAAGUUUCCUCCUGUAGUAACACUGGAUCAAUAAGAGAUGAUCCUUACUGGACCUCUAGGAAGAACAGUUUAGAACUGAUAGAGCUAUCCAGUAUAAAUAAAGUUAGUUUAGUUUAGGUUUCCUCCUGUAGUAACACUGGAUCAAUAAGAGAUGAUCCUUACUAGACCUCUAGGGAGAACAGUUUAUAACUGACAGAGCUAUCCAGUAUAAAUAAAGUUAGUUUAGUUCAGGUUUCCGCCUGUAGUAACACUGGAUCAAUAAGAGACGAUCCUUACUGGACCUCUAGGAAGAACAGUUUAGAACUGAUAGAGCUAUCCAGUAUAAAUGAAGUGUAGUUUAUUUAAGUUUCCUCCUGUAGUAACACUGGAUCAAUAAGAGAUGAUCCUUACUGGACCUCUUGGAAGAACAGUUUAGAACUGAUAGAGCUAUCCAGUAUAAAUAAAGUUAGUUUAGUGUAGGUUUCCUCCUGUAGUAACACUGGAUCAAUAAGAGAUUAUCCUUACUGGACUUAUAGGAAGAACAGUUUAGAACUGAUAGAGCUAUUCAGUAUAAAUAAAGUUAGUUUAGUUUAGGUUUCCUCCUGUAGUAACACUGGAUCAAUAAGAGAUGAUCCUUACUGGAUCUCUAGGAAGAACAGUUUAAAACUGAUAGAGCUAUCCAGUAUAAAUAAAGUUAGUUUAGUUUAGGUUUCCUCCUGUAGUAACACUGGAUCAAUAAGAUCUGAUUCUUACAGGGAGAACAGUUUGGAACUGGUAGAGCUAUCCUGAUUAAAUUCAAAUUUUUAAUUUUGUUUCCAGAUGGGUCGACGUGAAUGUCAUGUUGUUAUUCUAACAAAUGAUGAUGUCGUUGAAUGGGAUGAAGAAUAUCCUCCUAGUACUGGAGAAGAAGACACUCAAAGUAGGUUUAUUGAGUGAUUUUUAGUGUUCCAAGUUUACAUGAGAUGAUUAGGACGUUUUGCUUAGACAAGAGAGACAUCUCGAAAUAAAAACUCAUCCAAAAUAAGUAGCUUGAUCUGUGAUUUGUAUUUUCUAGUUAUCUAUUCCUCGGAUCUCAAUGGUUUUUUCAAGUAUUUUGAGAAUAGAGAUGUCGCUAAAGAGGUUCUCAAGGAGCGUGGUUUAAAAAAGAUCAGACUGGGAAAUGAAGGU
Paramuricea clavata is the source of this 5620-nucleotide messenger RNA. The record is from the annotation of a GenBank genome assembly. Lineage: Eukaryota; Metazoa; Cnidaria; Anthozoa; Malacalcyonacea; Plexauridae.